AUGACACAGGGGAAAGACGAGAAGAAAACUACGACAAUAAGUGGUAAACAUAAAAACAAGAAGAAAUGUGGAAACGCGGAUCCGGAACAGACAGCGGAAGGAUGGGAAAAAGGAAAGUUAGUGAGCUGCUCUGGUAGUUUAAAGGUAAAUUCAGCGGAUGUGGAACCGAACCAAACCAACCUCCACCCUGCUAGCGACGAGCAGCCCGAACAUGAUGACAUUUGUGAACUCCCCACACUAUUUAACCUAACUAUUCAGAGAUAUGAAGGGGAAACCUGUGACGGCCAGUCGCAUGGGGAAGGUGUUGCUUGUUUUGAAGGAGGACAUAUGUACAAGGGUAUGUUUACUAAGGGACUAAUGAAUGGAGCAGGUGUCUUCACGUGGGCAGGUGGGAUGAAAUAUGAGGGAGAAUUUGUGUGUAACAUUCCCAUGGGCCAGGGUGCCUACACCUGGCCAAAUGGCAGCACCUAUACAGGCGAAGUGUACAAUGGUAUACGACAUGGGACUGGAAUUUACAAAUGUGCCAUAAACGGUGUGUUAUACAGAGGGCAGUGGGAUCAGGGCAAGAGGCACGGAAAGGGUGUAGUGUAUUAUAACCAGGAUAAAACCUCUUGGUACAAAGGAGACUGGGUGAAGAACAACAGAGAGGGAUUGGGAGAGAGAUGCUACCCUUCUGGCAACAUUUACUCUGGUGAGUGGAAGAACAACCUGAGACAUGGAGAAGGCACGAUGCGGUGGCUAAAGCUGGGACAGCAGUAUGUUGGGAUGUGGCAGGAUGGAGUCCAGCAUGGGCGAGGAACACACAUCUGGAUCCUGAGGCGAGCUGAUGGAUCCCAGUAUUCCCAGAGUAAUCGGUACACAGGGGAUUUCGUUCAGGGUCAGAGACACGGACUUGGAACGUUUUACUACGCUGGUGGUGCAAUCUAUGAAGGAGAAUGGAAGAACAAUAAAAAAGAUGGGAAGGGAAAAUUCACUUUCAAGGAUGGGCAUGUUUUUGAAGGGGAGUUUGUGGAUGAUCAGAUGAUGACACCCAACUUGGAUGGAAACAGAGCUCCCACUCCUCUGUGUGGUGCAUUUCCAUUGUUAGGUAGUGAUUCAUCUGCCUUAGGACCAGACAUGGCUCUGAACAUUGAAUGUCUUCUGGAUAAAAUCCCUGAGAGAAAGCGUGACACGGAGCGCAAACAGGUGGAGUUUGUGAUACUGAGGAAAGACAUGGAGCUGCGGUCCAUCUAUAGUUUCUACAGCAGACUUGGUCUUGCCCACUCGCUAGAUAACACCUUCCUGCUGUCCCACCUGCAGCUGUGGCGCCUGCUCAAAGACUGUCACAUCCACCAUCACGACAUCACGCUGACACAGAUAAACCAUUUUAUCAAAGAGGAUGCCACUGCAGAGAUCCACUGCCCGUUUACCCCUGUGACGCUUCGUAGGCUCCUCAGCUGUCUAGUGAUCGUGGCCUACCACAUCUAUAAUAAGGACAUGGUGUCACAGAAUUACCUUUUGGCUGCCUGCUUAUCCAAACUGAUAACAGACGACAUCCUUCCUAAUGCUAAGAAAGUAAAAGGCUUCCUGUUUGGAGAGCCACACCUUUCAGUGGCGGCUGGGAAUUACAUGAAGAGAUGUUGGGAAGUUUACCAGGUUUACUGCAGUGUCCACGCAGCUCUGGGAGAUGACCAGACCAUGACCUACAGACACAUGCUGUGGAUGUUCAAGGAUCUUCGUCUGCUGGACGAUAAGCUGACCACAGCGAGGUUACUGAAGAUCAUCACUGCAGAGUGCCGUGACCCCAACAACCUGUCCUCCUGCCUGAAUCUGGAGAUUACAUUCCUGGAGUUUUUUGAGGUACUUCUGGGCUGUGCUGAGGUGAAAUGUCAGGGGGUUUCUGAAAGUCUGCCAGAGCGCCAGCCCCUGUCCAGAUCUAAUGCUGAGACCAGCGGAGAUCUUCCCGAGAUCCCUGCUCAGGACAUCUCACAGAGUCAACAAGAUGUCAAGACUAAAGUCGAUAAGCAACUUUGGUCUGCAGAGUACACAGAAGAGCAUAAAGGUGAGGGGAAGGGAAUGCAAACCAGAAGAAUGGAGGCCAAAAACCAGACAGUUCAUCAGUUCUUCUACCACUUUUUCUUCCCUGCGUUUGACCAUCACCAGUUGGUGACUAAAAACAUGGAGGAAGACAAACUGCCAGGAGGCCGAGUUACAUCACUAAAGCCCAAUAAGAGCCAGAUGCAGCAGUGAAACCUGAUGAACGCAGGAUGAAGACAACAGUCCAAAACUGAACAAAAUGCCUGGAGCCUUCAAAUGCAG
Molecule: messenger RNA, 2298 nt
Organism: Seriola dumerili (greater amberjack)
Lineage: Eukaryota; Metazoa; Chordata; Actinopteri; Carangiformes; Carangidae
Gene: rsph10b
Product: radial spoke head 10 homolog B-like
Exons: 18
Coding region: 1-2229 (742 amino acids)
Source: RefSeq, a predicted model, not a curated record